CUGCUUUCUUUUCUCUCCUUUGCAAAAGCUUCCUUGCUGCCCCUCCUGGAGUCGGGUGAGUCUCCUCUCUCUUCCCCCCGAGAGUGCAAUGGGGAGAAGGGGGUCCCAGGAGGUAUUCUCCUCCUUAGGCCUCCGAGACAGAGAGGGCCUUUCCCUCCUGGCCCCCUUCGCCUGUCCUGGCGCAGACCCCGGCGGAUCCCCCAAGGCCGCUUGCCUGGCGUCUCCCAACAGAGAGGCCUCCUCCGUGGGGCCAACAUGGCGAGGAGAGAGGCUGCCCUGUGGAGGCCAAGCCAUUGUUACGAGGCUGCUCUGCCACCCAGCUCGUCGGACUGAGUCCGCGGGUCCCUGCGGAGGAAAAUGAGCUCAGCCGGAGACAGGAGCAAGUUGCAGGAGAUCCGAGUUUAUUGCGCAACAGGUUCAAGGCGAGAUUGAACAGCGAGAAAGGGGUGACAUGAACUUUUAAAACUUCCCUCCAUGUCCCAGAAUACAGUGCAAAGUACAUCACGGGUGCAUCAUGAAUACAUUAAGAAGAGGUUGAGUUACACAGAUUACAUCACGAAUACAUUAGGAAGAGGUUGGGUUACACCGGAUUAACAUAUGGAGGAGGGAGGGGGGAAUAUGCAGAGCUGGAGAUAUGCGCAGAUAAGCGUUUCCUGAGUACUGGUGAUGAGAGGACAAUGGUCCAAGUAUGCAUAGUCUGCCACCUGGCAUUGCCCAGAGGAAAGGCUUGGCAGAGUGAUUUGACAGGAUUAGGGUCUUCCUGAGAAUACGUGACACCUCGCUUGAGGGAUUAUGGAGGACAGGGGAGGUGUCAUGGAGUCCUAGAGAAAUUGAGCCGAGAGGAGGCUGCUUUCUUCUCUCGCCUUUGCAAAAGCCCCUCCUGGAAUCGGGCAAGUCUCCUCUCUCUUCCACCUGAGGUGCAAUGGGGAAAAGGGGGUCCCAGGGGGGCAGGGGGGUCCCUGUUCAGAUCAUGCCUGGGGGGGGGGAGACCCCCAAGUCGGGGAGCAGAGGGUCCUCCCUUGUCCUCUCUGCCAAGCCAGGGAGGGGGCCACUUCGCAGGAGGUCCGAAGCUCUGUUCUUCCUUUUUAGGGAGGGGGUUUUGCGUGAAGGAAAAGUGGGCAGGCAAAUAAACCCCCAACAGACGGAGGGAAAAGUCACCUUUGUGAACAGAGGAUGUAAACAGACGGGAACAUUCCCACGUGGGAGGAGCACAGGGAGAAGAAAAGCCCGUCUGCAUCUGCAGCAGCAAAAUGGGACCACUUCCUGUGUCCCAGAUGCAACAACACAUGUCUCUCCCCUGUCGCUCUCCACACCCACAGCUGGCGCUGUUACCUUCCAACAACUGGAUCUCACUCCCAAAGACACACUCUUCCAUGGUCUCCCAAGACAGAUGGAUGCCAACCAACCAACCAUUCCCUCCCCUCACAAUGCACAAUUCCCUCCCCUCCCCCUCCUGGUGCCCCUGGAGGUUGGCUUGAGGGCAUUGGGAGGGUCCAACCCACCAGAUGAAGAGAGAGGAGGUCCUUCUAUCUGGAAAAUGGGAAUGCUUGCAAAGAUUUACUUGAAGAUGAGUGCCAUAUAGAUAAUUAAACAUUAUUUUGUGGAAUUCCCCCAUUUACACAAAUAUUAAUACCCAUCAUUUAAAUACACAACAAAAUGGUUUCAGAAAAGAACAGAGCAAUGUUUAGAAAAAUAUCAUCUUUGUGCACGUAGCUGUUCCUUUCACAGAGGAGGACUGGGCUUUGCUGGAUCCUGACCAGAGAGCUCUGCAGAAGGAAGUCAAGGAUCUUGGGAUCGUGGCCUCUCUGGUAAGGCUCCCUGCUGGAUCAUAAGAUCAGUUUUGAAAUUCCAUACAGAUCUCUGUAGGACAAACCUCCUCUAUUUUGAGGGAGCCCAAUAGCACCACCUACAGCAUCUGAGAUGUUAACACACCCACAACUCUCCAUAGGAGAUGUAUCUCCUGUUCUGUCUGGGAAUAUUCUUCCACCAGUCCUGCCUUUUCAAACCAUGAGGAGGCUGGUCUGAGCUGCCCAGGCCUUCUUCAGUGUAGGCUUCAGAGAUAUUAAGGACAUGGAGGUACAUCCUGUCUAAUUUUCUGUUUCCCUUUCUGCAUCUCUCUGUUUUGGGUUGAGCAAAGAAAUGACUGAGCUUGGAGAUGGAGUGGAUUCCAUGACUGAGCCAAAUUAAAUCCAUCCCUGGAAAGAGCCAGGCUUUUUGAAUCUCCAGGUCCCAUAAAUACGUUAGCUAAUACCAGCCAAAAAAGGCAGUAACUCCCUUCCCUUCUUCCUCUUUCACAAACAUUCAUUUGCAUUCUUCAGUCAUUUCAGCCUCAAUUUCUUCCUCAGGGCAUUAUUAUUAUUAUUGUUAUUGUUAUUAAUAAUAAUAAUAAAAUUUAUAUCCCGCCCUCCCCAGCCGAAGCCGGGCUCAGGGCGGCUAACAACACUAAAAUAGUGCAACAUUCUAAAAACAUUAUAAAAAUUAAUUAAAAUCAAAAUUGAUGGCAACCAUAAACUAAAGUUCUGUAAAGAUUGCCAAAGGAGGGAGUCAGGCUGCGCCCUGACCAAAGGCCUGGUGGAACAGCUCUGUCUUGCAGGCCUUGCGGAAAGAUGUCAAGUCCUGCAGGGCCCUUGUCUCUUGUGACAGAGCGUUCCACCAGGUUGGAGCCGCAGCCGAAAAAGCCCUGGCUCUAGUUGAGGCCAGCCUAACCUCUCUGUGGCCCUGGUCCUUCAAGAUGUUUUUAUUUGAAAACCGUAAGUUCCUCUGUGGGGCAUACCAGGAGAGGCGGUCCCAUAGGUACAAGGGUCCUAAGCCAUAUAGGGCUUUGAAGGUUAAAACCAGCACCUUAAACCUGAUCCUGUGUUGGGAUACUGCCAGGGAGACAAAGUCCAUCAUGGCCCCACGUCGCCUCCGGACGUCCAUCGAUCUCCCGUAGACACGCAGUAUCAGCAAUUAGCGACACGAGCUCCAGAAAAUAGCUUGCCACAUUCCAGGGCUGAUGCACGCUCUUAUCAGCAGAUAAUGCACAGCAAAAGAUGCACGCAGGAGAGCAUAUUUACAAGUUUAUUCAGCGUUGGUCAGAACAAAGAAAAACAUGACUGCCUGCUUCAGCGUUCAGGCACCAAGAGAGAAACAAAAGCAACAGAUAACCAUGUUCAAAUAUAUAAAAGGAUGUCACAUAGAGGAGGGAGAAAGGUUGUUUUCUGCUGCUCCAGAGAAGCGGACACGGAGCAAUGGAUCCAAACUACAAGAAAGAAGAUUCCACCUAAACAUUAGGAAGAACUUCCUGACAGUAAGAGCUGUUUGACAGUGGAAUUUGCUGCCAAGGAGUGUGGUGGAGUCUCCUUCUUUGGAGGUCUUUAAGCAGAGGCUUGACAACCAUAUGUCAGGAGUGCUCUGAUGGUGUUUCCUGCUUGGCAGGGGGUUGGACUCGAUGGCCCUUGUGGUCUCUUCCAACUCUAUGAUUCUAUGAUUCUAUAGCAAACAUAAACAUCCUGUGAACAGGAAAUACGCAGACUCUGUGACUCUCAAAGCCUGCUCCCUUUUAAGGUGGAACGGAAAUAUCCUAACAUCCUCCCCCUUUCCGUGUAACCUGUAGUACCUGUGGUUCAACCGAAUUGCAGCCUUUGUACGUAAACCUUAAGUUGUUCUCUGUUAACAACCUUAGACAACAGAUCAGCAGGAAUUUCAUUUCCUGCCAUGUAGGACACCUGAAUGAGUCCUUUCUGAAUACACUCUCUUGCACGAUGUAGCUUAAUCUGCAAGUACUUGGUUCUUUGCUUGCAACUCUCCGAGUUCAGCAAAGCCAAACAGGAUCUAUUGUCUUGAUACACUUGUAUAGGACAUUUCACAGAAACACUGAUGUCCUUAAAUAGUUGCAUCAACCAUUCACAAUCCAUGAGUGAAAAUGACAGUGCAUUGAGUUCUGCUUCACAGGAACUUAGGCAUACUGUCGUCUGCUUUUUGCAUAGCCAGUCAAACAGACAGUGGUUGUACAUGUAGCAUACUCCAGAAGUGCUUGUACCAUCCGUGGUGUCACUUCCAAAACUUGCAUCUGCAAAGAUUUCAAGACCUCCAGUCUUCUGACUGGUGAACCUCAGCCUGUACUGCAAAGUCCCUUUCAAAUAGCGGGCUAUGCGCUUCAGAGCUUUCCAAUCCUGAACAGUAGGAUUGUUAGCAUGUCUGCUAAGCAGGUUAGUGCUUACAGCUAUGUCAGGUCUUGAGCAUCUAGCAAUGAAAUUCAACUUGCCUAGAAUGCAUCUGUACAGCGUUGUGUCAGAAAACGCUUCAGCAGUACUAUCUACCUGGUAACCUGUCACCAUCGGUGUGUCUGCUGGGUUUGCAUCAACCAAAUUCAACCUGGUUAAUACAUCAGCAAUUUUCUGUGUUUGGUGUACCAGAAAAUUACCUGCUUGGUCCCUCUCCACCUGCAGAGAAAGAUAGUUGGAUACCUCACCAAGAUCCUUCAUGUCAAAGUGCUCCUUCAGCUGAGCUAGGGUGCCUUGGUAGAAAGCCUGAUUCUUCCAAAACAUCAGAAGAUCAUCAACAAAACAUAAACAAUACAGUUUGUUUUGCCCCUCCUCCUUGACAAACACACACGGAUCAGCUUUGCCCUGGUGAAAACGUAGAGAAAGCAAUGUCUAAGUGAGUUUCGUGUUCCAACACCUGGUACUCCGCUUGAGACCAUAUAAGGAUUUCCGCAGUUUACAGACCAUUCCCUUCUGUAUCUGCAUCCCGUCAGGUCGAAGCAUGUACAGCUCCUCCCCCAAAAUCCCGUACAAAAAAGCUGUAUUAAUGUCAUGAUGGGAAACAUGCAGUUUCUCCUCUGCAGCGAUCUUGAGCAUCAGCCGAAUGCUCUCAUAUUUGACGGUGGGUGAGUAGGUCUCGUGGUAAUCCUGUCCUGGUACCUGUGAAAAACCUCUGGCAACCAAUCUGGCUUUGUGUCUGACUACCUUGCCAUUCUGGUCUGUCUUGGCCUUGAAGACCCAUUUGCUGCCAACCAGUCUCAUCCCUGGGACUACCGGUACCAGUUCCCAAGUUUGGUUCCUGUUCAAGGAAUCAACUUCAGCCUUCAUGGCAUUUAGCCAAGGCUCAGCAUCUUUAGAGGUUAACUCCUGAACCUCUUUGAAGCUUGAAGGUUCCCACACCUUCUCUGAGCUACUAAGAACAGCAGUUGCCGUCUUAGCAAACUCAUCAGCAAAUCUCUUUGGAGGUUUGCCCUUGGUGGCUCUCUCAGAUCUGCGUACUAGACGCAAGUCUUCUCAACUCAUUUCCUCUUUCUUAGGAGAAAAGUGACCAAUGGUGAACAGUGGUUCUUCCAGUUCAUUGUCAGACGCAUCAGAUGGUCUGACUGAGGCCUUUGCGCUCUUGUAGUCUGCUGUGUCAUCACUGUCACUGACAUCAGCAGCAGCGCCGCCCACUGAGCUGGAAUCCGAACUCUGAUCAUCAUCAUCCUCAGCUUCCUCAGCUUCCUCAGCAUCAUCUGCUUUUUUCACAUCACCUUCAUCUUCCUCUGGGUAACUCUGGAAAAUUCCCACAUUUCCCCCCCACUUAGGAUUGUACUCAACACUCCUUGUGAACUUUAUGGACUUAGAGUCAGUCAUCCAUACCCUGUAUGCACCUUUUUCGUACCCCAUGAACAAACCAUGUGCCCCAUGCUUCCCAAGCUUGUUGCUCUGUGGGGUGUGUACCCACAUGUCAGAACCAAAGAUUGUCAUGUGCUUGACGUGAGGUUUCUUACCAAACAUCUUCUCAUAGGGAGUGCAACCAAUAGGUGAUGACAAUCUGCGAUUAAAAGUGUAAACAUACGAGUUCAAAAACUCCCCCCAAAACUUUUCAGGGAGAUUGGCAUCAUGCAACAAUGUUUUCAGUCCUUGCAGCAACGUUUGCUUUGCUUGCUCACAAAUCUCCCAUGGAGAUCCAGGAUUUGAGAGGCUAUGCUGGAUUCCCUUCUCAGUCAGGAAAGCUUCAAACUGCUGAGAAGUGAAUUCAGCCUCUCGAUUAGUAAACAAACAGCCAAUGCGUUUACUGUGAACAUUCUCCAACCAAGCACAGAAUGCCUUGAACCUAGGAAACGCUUGCGAUUUCUGCUCGAGCAUAAACACAUGAAUGUACCUGGGAAAAGAAUCAAUUAGAACCAUGAAGUACCUUGCUCCACCCAAAGAGGGCGCAAGUGGACCAACCAGGUCUGCGUGGACUAGCUGGUAGGGUUUGGAAGCCUGCCUGCUAGACUCCUUGCCUUUUGGAGCAACCUUCACCUUGUUCUCUGCACAAGAUACACAUUUCAUGUGAAACUUACAGGGUUUGAUGUUCAAACCCUCAACCAUCUCUGGCAUCUUGGCCAGCGCCUGCCAAGAGAGGUGACAAAAUCUUCUGUGUGCAUCAUGAAUGCAUCCUGCAUGAAGAACUUUGUUAGUUUGUGCAACACAACAAGAAUCAACAUUAGACAUAGCAACAGCUUUGUCAUCAUAAGUUAUACAGAACAAACCAUCUAUAAACUUUGCAUGCAAAAUGUCCUCUUUGCCUUUCCUGAUGACACAGACGCUCCUCUUGAAGGAUAUCUCAAAACCACGCCCAGUCAGCUGUGGGACACUGAGCAAAUUGUCUGCAGCACCUGGAACAUAAAGUACAUCUUUGAUGGUAGUGUGCAGACUUGCCAGUUUCACAGUCCCUUCUCCUGCAAUUCGUAACGUCUUUCCGUCAACCAGGUGGAUCUCACCAUCUUGAGGUGUGAAGGAGAGAAAGAGAUGCCGGUCUUUUGUGAGAUGACGGGUGCAUCCUGAAUCCACAAUAAAUCUGGCCUUGGCCUUUGGAGCAGCUGUGCCAGCAAACAAAGCCUUGUUUUCCACUGGCGUGGGCUCUUCACCCCCCUUCUGCUUCGGGCCAUCUGCAGGCAUCUGUCUCUGUUUACUUCUGGCCUUCCGGUAUCUGUGAGGAUGACCUUGGCUCCCAUGAGAAACAGAGCUCUCAGCUGCCUACUCCUUGGCUCCCCCUGGAGGCUGGAAUGCUGCCUGGGAUGACAUCACAGUCAGCUCCCCCUGCAGCUUGCAACCGGUGCCCUCAGCAUCCCUGCAUUCACUCGCAUUCUGGGAAACAGCCAGGACCUCCGACGCAGUCAAACUCUGGGCUGGGAUGAUUGGCAGAUGGGCUACUUUCAAAGCAUUCCACAUCUGACGUGCAGUCGUGUUGCCAGCUAGCGUGGCAAUUUCCUCCAGAGAGACGGACAAGACUAUUACGUCCAUGGCCUUCGAAUGUUGGGCCUUCCAUCUAUCUGUCAGAGGAACUGGAGGGGCUUCACACACAGUAUGCCACACUCCAAACUGUCGCAACAAACUCUCACACCACACAGCCCAGGUCUUAUAAUUGUGGCCAUUUAGCUUUGGGCACUCAGCAGCCUCAGAAGCUUGGAAAAACUCCAUUCCAGCUUUUUACUUGAGCCGUGAGUCUAUUUCACUUCAGAGACUUCUUAUAGAAUCAUAGAAUCAUAGAAUCAUAGAGUUGGAAGAGACCACAAGGGCCAUCGAGUCCAACCCCCUGCCAAGCAGGAAACACCAUCAGAGCACUCCUGACAUAUGGUUGUCAAGCCUCUGCUUAAAGACCUCCAAAGAAGGAGACUCCACCACACUCCUUGGCAGCAAAUUCCACUGUCGAACAGCUCUUACUGUCAGGAAGUUCUUCCUAAUGUUUAGGUGGAAUCUUCUUUCUUGUAGUUUGGAUCCAUUGCUCCGUGUCCGCUUCUCUGGAGCAGCAGAAAACAACCUUUCUCCCUCCUCUAUGUGACAUCCUUUUAUAUAUUUGAACAUGGCUAUCAUAUCACCCCUUAACCUCCUCUUCUCCAGGCUAAACAUGCCCAGCUCCCUUAGCCGUUCCUCAUAAGGCAUCGUUUCCAGGCCUUUGACCAUUUUGGUUGCCCUCCUCUGGACACGGCAGCUCAUUAAUCACGAAGCCUUUGGCGCAGCUUCCAGGCCAAUUAGUCUGCCGGAGAUCAAAGUCUCUUGCCGCAGCAAACAGAAAAGCCUUAUUUGCUUUCGCUUUUCCACACAUACCUCAGCAGUCUGUCGCCGUCUUACUCUCCUGUAAGUGCCGUGAAUCUGGGCCCAAAACCUGUUGUUGGGAUACUGCCAGGGAGACAAAAUCCAUCGUGGCCCCACGUCGCCUCCGGACGUCCAUCGAUCUCCCGUAGACACGCAGUAUCAGCAAUUAGCGACACGAGCUCCAGAAAUAGCUUGCCACAUUCCAGGGCUGAUGCACGCUCUUAUCAGCAGAUAAUGCACAGCAAAAGAUGCACACAGGAGAGCAUAUUUACAAGUUUAUUCAGGGUUGGUCAGAACAAAGAAAAACAUGACUGCCUGCUUCAGCGUUCAGGCACCAAGAGAGAAACAAAAGCAACAGCAAACAUAAACAUCCUGUGAACAGGAAAUACGCAGACUCUGUGACUCUCAAAGCCUGCUCCCUUUUAAGGUGGAACAGAAAUAUCCUAACAUCCUGUACUCCACCGGGAGCCAGUGCAGCUGGUAUAGCACCGGAUGAAUGUGAUCUCGCAGCGAAGACCCCGUAAAGAGUCUCGCCGCGGCAUUCUGCACCCGCUGGAGUUUCUGGGUCAGUCUCUUUUUUUUUUAAAAAAAAUGAUAUUUAUUGGAGUUUCACAUGAAAAAAACAUCUUAAUAAAAAAAGAAAUUUAAAAAUAGAAAAAAAAACCAUACAAAGUACAAAAUACAAAAAGAAAAAAGAAAAAACAGUUAAAAACAAUUCCAUCUUUUCAUCACAACUUUUACGUUUACUUAUUUCCCGGACCUCCUCAUACCUCCCUCUUUUGUAUUCCAAUUCAGUUUGUCCAGCAAUUCCUUUCCCUCCUUUUUAAUCCCAUCCUUAAUCUUAAUAUAAUAUAACAUUAAAUUUUAAUCUAUUAAAAACCAAUUUUCCAUUUCUUUUGACUUUUUUUAGUCCUAAUCCUUAAUCUUAAUCUAUAUAUAGCUUUAAAGUCUGUACAGCUAGAAGCCACUUAAUUUCAAUCCAACAUCACUCUAACAUUCUUUAAUUUUGCAAUAUUUCUGUAAAUAGUCUUUAAAUUUCUUCCAAUCUUCUUCCACCGACUCUUCUCCCUGGUCACGGAUUCUGCCAGUCAUUUCCGCCAGUUCCAUAUAGUCCAUCACCUUCAUCUGCCAUUCUUCCAGAGUGGGUAGCUCUUGUGUCUUCCAAUACUUUGUGAUGAGUAUUCUUGCUGCUGUUGUAGCAUACAUGAAGAAAGUUCUAUCCUUUUUUAACACCGAUUGGCUGACUAUGCCCAGGAGAAAGGCCUCUGGUUUCUUCAAGAAGGUAUAUUUAAAUACCUUUUUUAAUUCAUUAUAUAUCAUCUCCCAGAAAGCCUUAAUCCUUGGGCACGUCCACCAAAGGUGAAAAAAUGUACCUUCAAUUUCCUUACAUUUCCAACAUUUAUUAUCAGGCAAAUGGUAGAUUUUUGCAAGCUUGACUGGGGUCAUGUACCACCUGUAUAUCAUUUUCAUAAUAUUCUCUCUUAAGGCAUUACAUGUCGUAAAUUUCAUACCUGUGGUCCAUAACUGUUCCCAAUCAGCGAACAUAAUGUUAUGUCCAACGUCUUGUGCCCAUUUAAUCAUAGCAGAUUUCACCGUUUCAUCCUGAGUGUUCCAUUUCAGCAGCAAGUUAUACAUUCUUGACAAAUUAUUAGUUUUGGGUUCUAACAGUUCUGUUUCUAAUUUUGAUUUUUCCACCUGGAAGCCAAUUUUCUAGGAGUUUCUGGGUCAGUCUCAAGGGCAGCCCCACGUAGAGCGAGUUACAAUAAUCCAGUCUGGAGGUGACCGUCACGUGGAUCACAGUGGCUAGGUCAGGGUGAGAGAGGUAAGGAGCCAACUGCUUAGCUUGGCGGAGAUGAAAAAAUGCUGCCUUUGUUAUAGCUGCAAUCUGCGCCUCCAUGGAGAGGGAGGUAUCGAAGAUUACACCCAAACUCUUAAUGGACGGUGCUGGCACUAAUUGCACCCCCGCAAGAGAUGGGAGUUGCCCCCUCAAUCCCAUAUCGUCCCGUCCCAGCCAGAGGAGCUCUGUCUUCGAAGGAUUUAACUUCAACCGGCUUCUACGUAACCAUCCAGCCACAGCUUCCAAGCAUCUGAUCAGUGUGUCUGGGGCCGAGUCAGGAUGGCCAUCCAUCAACAGAUAGAGUUGGGUGUCAUCAGCAUACUGAUGGCAGCCCAGCCCAAAACUCCGGACAAGCUGGGUGAGGGGGCGCAUAAAGAUAUUAAAAAGCAUUGGGGAGAGUAUUGCAGCCUGGGGCACUCCACACACCAAGGAGUGGCGCGAUGACAAUUCCCCCCCAAGCGCCACCCUCUGUCCCCAACCAGAGAGAAAUGAGCGCAGCCAUUGAAGGACUGUGCCCUGGAUCCCCACGUCGGCAAGGCGGUGGUCCAGGAGUUCGUGAUCAACCAUGUUGAAGGCUGCUGACAGGUCUAGAAGAAUCAGCAGCCCCGACCCGCCUCAAUCCAGCUGCCUGCGGAGAUCAUUUGUUAGGGCGACCAGAGCCGUCUCGGUCCCAUAACCAGCGCGGAAGCCGGACUGGAAUGGAUCCAGAGCCGAUGUUUCAUCCAGAAACCUACCGGCAACCGCUCUCUCAAUCACCUUACCCAGGAAUGGAAGAUUCGAAACCGGGCAGUAAUUGGAUAGAUCUAAGGGAUCUAAUGAUGCUUUCUUUAAGAGCAGGCGCACCACUGCCUCCUUCAGUCCCCUGGGAAUGUCCCGGUGCCAAGGGACAAAUUGAUGAUAUCCCCCAGGGGGGUCCGCACCUCGUCCCACGAUUGGAAUGUAAUAAUGGAGGGAUACAAUCUAUUUCAGAGAAACAGACCAGACAAGAAAGGAGGAGGAGUGGGGUUAUAUGUCAGGGAUGUGUAUACCUGUGAAGAGAUCCAAGAUUUAGAACCUCAAAGCCAAAGUGAGAGCAUUUGGGUCAAAAUUAAGGGAGAGAAGAAUAACAGAGACCUCAUUGUGGGAGUUUACUAUAGAUCCCCAAGCCAAACGGAGGACAUAGAUGAUGCCUUCCUGGAACAGAUGGCCAAGCAUGCAAAAGGAAGGAGAUAGUAGUAAUGGGGGGACUUCAAUUACCCGGAUAUUUGUUGGAUGUUAAACUCAGCCAAGAGCAUAAGGUCAAACAGAUUCCUCACUGGCCUUGCAGACAACUUCAUUGUCCAGAAAGUGGGAGAAGCAACAAGAGGAACAGCCAUUUUAGAUCUGGUCCUAACCAAUGUUGAUGACCUGGUUAGUGGGGUAGAAGUGGAAGGAUCAUUAGGCGCGAGUGAUCAUGCUCUUCUGAAGUUUACUAUACAGCGGAAAGGAGCAGCCAAGCAUACUAGGACUCAAUUUCUUGACUUUAAGAAAGCUGACUUCAUAAAACUUAGGGAAGUGCUGGGUGAGAUCCCAUGGACAGUAAUACUAAAAGGAAAGGGAGUUCAUGAUGGCUGGGAGUUUGUUAAGAGGGAGAUACUAAAAGCACAACUUCAGGCAAUACCAAUGAGACGGAAACAUGGAAGGUGCCUAAAGAAGCCAGGGUGGCUAUCUAAAGAACUUUUAACUGAGUUAAGAUUUAAAAAGGAUGUGUACAAAAAAUGGAAAAGGGGGGAAACCACCAAAGAGGAAUUCAAACAAAUAGCCAGCACGUGUAGACACAAAGUCAGAAAAGCUAAAGCACAGAAUGAACUCAGGCUUGCUAGAGAGGUUAAAAGCAACAAAAAGGCUUUUAUGGGUAUGUUCGUAGCAAAAGGAAGAACAAAGAAACAGUGGGGUCACUCAGAGGAGAAGAUGGUGAAAUGCAAACAGGGGACACAGAAAGGGCUGAACUCCUCAAUGCCUUCUUUGCCUCAGUCUUCUCCGAUAAAGAAAACAAUGCCCGACCUGAAGAAUUUGGAGCAAAUGAUUCAGCAGAGGAAACACAGCCCAGAAUAACUAAGGAGAUAGUACAAGAAUACUUGGCUAGUUUAGAUGUAUUCAAGUCUCCAGGGCCAGAUGAACUGCAUCCAAGAGUAUUAAAAGAACUGGCAGAUGUGAUCUCAGAACCACUGGCAGUCAUCUUUGAGAAUUCCUGGAGAAAAGGCGAAGUCCUGGCAGACUGGAGGAGGGCAAAUGUUGUCCCUAUUUUCAAAAAGGGGAAAGAGAGGACCCAAAUAAUUAUCGCCCAGUCAGUCUGACAUCAAUACCAGGGAAGAUUCUGGAGCAGAUCAUUAAGCAAACAGUCUGUGAGCACCUAGAAAGGAAUGCUGUGAUCACCAAUAGUCAGCAUGGAUUUCUGAAAAAUAAGUCAUGUCAGACUAACCUGAUCUCGUUUUUUGACAAAAUUACAAGCCCGGUAGAUGAAGGGAACGCAGUGGAUGUAGCCUACCUUGAUUUCAGCAAGGCAUUUGACAAGGUGCCCCAUGAUAUUCUUGUAAAGAAGCUGGUAAAAUGCGGUCUUGACUAUGCUACCACUCAGUGGAUUUGUAACUGGCUGACUGACCGAACCCAAAGGGUGCUCAUCAAUAGUUCCUCUUCAUCCUGGAGAAGAGUGACUAGUGGGGUGCCACAGGGUUCUGUCUUGGGCCCGGUCUUAUUCAACAUCUUUAUCAACGACUUGGAUGAUGGACUCAAGGGCAUCCUGAUCAAAUUUGCAGAUGACACCAAACCGGGAGGGUGGCUAACACCCCAGAGGACAGGAUCACACUUCAAAACGACCUUGACAGAUUAGAGAACUAGGCCAAAACAAACAAGAUGAACUUUAACAGGGAGAAAUGUAAAGUAUUGCACUUGGGCAAAAAUGAGAGGCACAAAUACAAGAUGGGGGACACCUGGCUUGAGAGCAGUACAUGUGAAAAGGAUCUAGGAGUCUUGGUUGACCACAAACUUGACAUGAGCCAACUGUGUGACACGGCAGCUAAAAAAGCCAAUGCAAUUCUGGGCUGCAUCAAUAGGAGUAUAGCAUCUAGAUCAAGGGAAGUAAUAGUGCCACUGUAUUCUACUCUGGUCAGACCUCACCUGGAGUACUGUGUCCAGUUCUGGGCACCACAGUUCAAGAAGGACACUGACAAACUGGAACGGGUCCAGAUGAGGGCAACCAAAAUGGUCAAAGGCCUGGAAACGAUGCCUUAUGAGGAACGGCUAAGGGAGCUGGGCAUGUUUAGCCUGGAGAAGAGGAGGUUAAGGGGUGAUAUGAUAGCCAUGUUCAAAUAUAUAAAAGGAUGUCACAUAGAGGAGGGAGAAAGGUUGUUUUCUGCUGCUCCAGGGAAGCGGACACGGAGCAAUGGAUCCAAACUACAAGAAAGAAGAUUCCACCUAAACAUUAGGAAGAACUUCCUGACAGUAAGAGCUGUUCGACAGUGGAAUUUGCUGCCAAGGAGUGUGGUGGAGUCUCCUUCUUUGGAGGUCUUUAAGCAGAGGCUUGACAACCAUAUGUCAGGAGUGCUCUGAUGGUGUUUCCUGCUUGGCAGGGGGUUGGACUCGAUGGCCCUUGUGGUCUAUUCCAACUCUAUGAUUCUAUUCUAUUUUAUUCGUCUGGCCUCCUUGAUGUGUGGGGCCCGAAACAAACUGGGAGAGCCCUAGUGUCACCAUAGAAGACACCAGGUCCACAGCCUGUGAGGAGGGAGUGGCAUCAACAUGGAUGUUGAAGUCCCCCAAUACCAAUAGGUUAGGGAACUCCAAGGCCCAGCCGGCUACCGCCUCCAGCAGGCCUGACAGGGUGGCUGCUGGUGCGCUAGGUGGCCGGUACACCAGCCAGACAGCCAAGCUCACCUCGGAGUCCCACACUAGGCCAACACAUUCAAUGCCGGGGAUCGAUGGCAGUGGAGGACUGGUGGAGGACGGAGAAACCCGGGGGUGCCAUCUCUCGUAAGGUAACAGUUUCCCCUUCGCGCACCCAGGUCUCCGUCACACAAGCCAGGUCGACCCCCUGCGAGGUGAAGAAAUCUCACUGGGUGGCGGUUUUGUUACCUAUAGAUCUGGCAUUGCACAACACCAGUGACGGAGGUGAGUAAUCCUUGCUCACCCUACCCUCGUCCCUCGGGAUGGGGCGCAGAUUGGAAGGGGUACGAGCAUAUCCGUAUCUCGAUCCCCUUCGCCUAUGACAUCUGCCCCCACCGCCAUACCUCCCUCGCCUCAUUGGGUGAAUUGUACUACUAACAAGGGACAUAGAAUGCAUAAAAUCCUUUUUGGCUGACACUAAUAAAAUUUUUACCAUCCUGAUAGGUACUUGUAAAACCUUCUGGAAUAAAAUCUGGCAGAGAGUGUGGAACCGGAUAACAACAAUAAUAUCUUUUAAAAUAGAUCAACACGGGAAGUUAAAAGAGCCGAGAGGGCAAACCAUGGCAAAAGGAGGUCUAUAAGCACAAAGAAAAGCAAAAACGUUAAAAAUUACAAAAUAGUGCAACAUAAAAAAGUUGAGUUUAGAAAACUUUUUAACCUGCCUGAGAGCAGCUCUUGCUCUGGGUCCAGACAGAAGACUUUAGAAGUUUGUACUCUACUGGAAUCUGCACACUAGAUCCCUAUAGCAAUAUGAAACUAUAUGCAAGAUUAUCAAAUGGUCUGAUGUCCUGUCAGAAGCCAAAACCAAACCAGGGAGAGGGUUUUGAUAAACAAGAAUUGGAAAUGGGUGCUGUCUCAAAAUAAGCUACUUCUCUCAAGCUACCCUAAGCCUUUGGGAAUCUUGUCACAAGAGGAGCGUAAAGUUUGUGAAUAUAGUGUAUAAGCACAGAGAAUAUCUUAGGAGGAGUGGUGUGUCAGUCUCAAGAUUAUUCCGAAAUGUGGCAUCACCAGCUCCUCUGCUUCCACAUUCAGCAACACCUCCAAAAAGUCCUCAGUUCAAGGCAGACUAUCCUGCUUUAGUUGACAAAAGAUUCUGCAGGUGACAAUCCAGACUAGCCAGAUGACCUGGACCCCAAGGAACCCCCUAACUGAAAGACCCCAGGGUCCUUGCACUUGAGGAAGCUGGGGAAUGACCUUAUUGAGAGUUCAAAGAGUAUCAACAGGGAUCUCCAUACAAAGCACCUAGCAUGGGGGCACCUACAGGUAAUAGUUACUCAUCUACUUUCUGCCCAUGCUCUGAUGUUGCAGUUUUCAGGCUUGGGGACAGGAUGGCGUCUGGUUUUGGCACCAACACCUGCUCAUAAGUCCCAUAAACCCAUAAGUCCAGUUGAAACUGGAACCACUGGAGAUGUUUAGAAAUGGGGCUACUGUUGGGAAGGGGUGCCCCAUUUGGGCUUCUCCAGGGGCUGUAGAAUAUCUAGGGCAGGAGAAUCCUUGCAGGGCCUCUGGGACUCCCUUUGCUUCUUCCUCUCCCCACCUCCAGCAUCACCGUCUGAGGCAGGGAGAGGUCUGCUAGGUGGCAGGGGGUGAAGAAGGGGAAAUGGAUGCAUGGGGGCUAGAGGGGGAAACCGCCCCCCCACAGGUAAGCAGAAAAGGCAGAGGGGGAAGGGAGGGAAGGAGUCUGCUCUAAAGACUCAGCAGGCGCAUGGAUCAGUGUUUGUCUGGAUAUAAGAGAAGGAGCAAUAUGUGGACUAUAUGGAACUGGCGGAAAUGACUGGCAGAAUCCGUGACCAGGGAGAAGAGUCGGUGGAGGAAGAUUGGAAGAAAUUCAAAGAUUAUUUACAGAAACACUGCAAAAUUCAUAGAAUCAUGGAAUCAUAGAGUUGGAAGAGACCACAAGGGCCAUCGAGUCCAACCCCCUGCCAAGCAGGAAACACCAUCAGAGCACUCCUGACAUAUGGUUGUCAAGCCUCUGCUUAAAGACCUCCAAAGAAGGAGACUCCACCACACUCCUUGGCAGCAAAUUCCACUGUCGAACAGCUCUUACUGUCAGGAAGUUCUUCCUAAUGUUGAGGUGGAAUCUUCUUUCUUGUAGUUUGGAUCCAUUGCUCCGUGUCCGCUUCUCUGGAGCAGCAGAAAACAACCUUUCUCCCUCCUCUAUGUGACAUCCUUUUAUAUUUGAACAUGGCUAUCAUAUCACCCCUUAACCUCCUCUUCUCCAGGCUAAACAUGCCCAGCUCCCUUAGCCGUUCCUCAUAAGGCAUCGCUUCCAGGCCUUUGACCAUUCUGGUUGCCCUCCUCUGGACACGUUCCAGUUUGUCAGUGUCCUUCUUGAACUGUGGUGCCCAGAACUGGACACAGUACUCCAGGUGAGGUCUGACCAGAGUAGAAUACAGUGGCACUAUUACUUCCCUUGAUCUAGAUGCUAUACUCCUAUUGAUGCAGCCCAGAAUUGCAUUGGCUUUUUUAGCUGCCGCGUCACACUGUUGGCUCAUGUCAAGUUUGUGGUCAACCAAGACUCCUAGAUCCUUUUCACAUGUACUGCUCUCAAGCCAGGUGUCCCCCAUCUUGUAUUUGUGCCUCUCAUUAAAGAAUGUUAGAGUGAUGUUGGAUUGAAAAUAAGUGGUUUCCAGCUGUACAGGAUUUAAAGUUUAGAUAGACUAAGAUUAAAGAUUAGGAUUAAAGAAGUUUAAGGAAAUGGAAAUUUGGUACUUAAGAGGUAAAACUUUAAUGCUAUAUUACAUUAAGAUUAAAGAUUGGGAUUAAAAAAGUGGAAAAGAAAUUGCUGGACAAACAAUUUGGACUGGAAUACAAAAGAGGGAGGUAUGAGGAGGUCCAGAAAAUAAGUAAAUUUAAAAACGGAAAUGAAAAGGUGAUAUUGUUUUUAACUGUUCUGGUUUUUUUUUUGUUUUCUGUUCUCUGUGUUUUUUUUUUUCUUUUUUGGAUUAUGUAUUGUGUAUUUGUGUAUUUCUUUUUUAUGUUUUUCUGUUUAAUUUGUUACUGAAACCUUAAUAAAAAUCAUUAAAAAAAAAAAAGAGAAGGAGCAAUAUGCAGAGCAUCCCUGUGCAGAUUUACUCAUAAGUAGGCCCCACUGAGUCCAAUGGUAUCUACUCUCUGGUCACUACUGUGCAGACCAUGCCAGCCUUACAAAGUGGGGUGAGGAGCUGAUAUUGGAAUCACUGGAAUUGUUUAGAAAUGGGGCUUCUGGUUCCUGUCUGCCUUAAUGGAUGCCACUCCCACGAUAGCAGAGAUCGUUAGCAAAGAAUAAACAAGGAUGAUUUGAGCAUAAUUGUCCUUGCAAGCUCCCCCCAGAGCCCGGGCUGAGUGAGCUUCACUUGCAGAUUGUCUCAAUACCUGGCUCUCGCUCCAGCAUGGAAUCCGAAACGCAGGGAGGCGCUGAGUGCAAAAGCACUUUGCCUAUCGGUAACCUUCCUAUGCAGCCAUUGAGAAGCAGAGGUACUUCUGUUUAUUAGAGCGAAAUUAGGACUAAUAUACAGACGUGUGCUGGAACAGAAGGAACAAGAUCAUAAACUGCUAAACUGAAACAGAUACAAAGCCAAAACAAUUUGAACUGGGAAGAAGACUUCCUUCGAUGAAAAAUGUAUGUUGUUGGGGAGGGGGGAGCCUUUACCUUUUCUUUAUAUAUAUCAUGUUUGCAACAUAAAUGAUUCGGCAACACACACACACAAACACACACACACCCUGAAUGCAAACAAACUGAUAAAAAGCAAGAGGAGAAAAAAGAGAAUGGGAUUAUAUUUAUGGAUUACAACAAAAAAGAGAACUAUGUGACAAAAUUGAAAUGGAUUUAAAGUCUUGAGCUUUCACUGUAUUGCUAUGGAAGGAAAUGGAGUUUGAGCUUUGAUGAUCGGCUAUGGCUUUGGCAGGAUGCCAGAUCGUUAUUGAGAGAGUUGGACGGAAGGAGAAGCUGGAGUCUUGCCAGAGCUUUGGCGGGACGCCAGAUUACUCUCUAUCUAGACUCAAACAAUAACAAAAAAGGGAGAGAAGAUGGCGUGUGACGCAGUUGAAAUUACAGCCUCAUUCUCUGGUAACAAAGGAAAAGAAAGAGCAAAAGAGCAGAAGCUGCGAUGCUGUGCAGGACAUGAUGGAGAACAGGAGGAAUGAGGAAUCAACAUGGAAAAAAUGAAGAUCACAUACAGCAGGGAUGUCCCACAGGUCGAUCGCAGGCUCCUUUUCCUUUGCUUUUGCCUAAGAGCACCUGGCCCCGCCUCCUCUCCCUCGCUGCGUUUUGUCCUUUGCUCUUGAAUGGAAGACAUAGUUUUAGCUGCUUCUACAGCAAUAUUUUGGUCAGCGGCUAAUCCCCCUCCCCAAAAGGAACCCCACUAAAAUGGAGCAUUUCCCCUCUCUAAAACAAGCUGAACAACUUUGACCUGAACCCCAAUAAAACGGGGGUAGAUCACUCCCAGUUUUUAAUUCUGUGAGUAGCUCGCAGUCUCCUGGAAGUUGGCCACCCUUGACAUACAGGAAAUAUAUGGGGUACAGAAGUCCUCUGGCAAAAAUAAAAUUUAUUAAAUGUCUAAGUACAAAAGGAAGUCAAAAACUCUGUAGUUGCUGAUAAGGGAUUAAGAUCAAGACAGAAGGGAAUUGGAUUAAGACAGACUUCGGAAGCAGGAUGAAACAAAAUUAUCUCCCCUUGAAAUCUAGCACGCGGGAGGCCACACAAAAUGUACAAUGGACUUCAUAAUUUAUUUGAAUUGUAAUUGUAAUUUGAGGUUGAUAAAAUGUGGUUUAUAUUGGAUUUUAGUAAUGGAAAAGGCAUAAAAAUUAUUGAAUACACAAAAGAAAAAAUGGGGCUUCUCUUGGGAAGGGGCUGCCCCAUUUGUGCUUCUCCAGGGGCAGGAGAAUAUCUAGGGCAGGAGAAUCCCUGCAGGGCCUCUGAGGCUCCCUUUGCUUCUUCCUCUCUCCCAGGACCCUCCAGCUUCUUUUGGCUCCUCGACUCCUCAGGAAGGAUGAAAGAGACGGAUCCUGCAAAACUAGCGAGGAUGGAAGGGGGAAGAUGGACGGUUGACCUGGUCAGGUUGUCUCCUGCAUCCCUCCCCACAACCUCUGAGCGUUCCCUCCCAGGGACCUCUGAGAGAUCUGGUGAGUUCCAGGGGAGGGGAGAUGGGGACAAGGAUGGAUUCAGCCAGAGAGGUAUUGGGGCUUCCUCAGCUUGGGCGUGGGGGGAGGCAGGCAGGCGGAUGGAGAUGGAGAAGGGAAGCAUCUUUUCGGGCUCCCCGCCUGCCUGCCUGCCUGCCUGCCUGCCUGCACCUUUGUCAUCUGCAGGGAAUUUGAGCUAGGAAUACAUCACAGCUCCCCACCCAAAGCGAUGUAUUGGCAGCUCAAAAUGUCUAAAACCAGUUCUGUGAUCUGGAUGCCUUACCAGUGCCAGACAACUCACUGAUCCGUCGCGCAGCACUAGAAGCCACGACUCUUGAAAGGAACCUGAUCCUACUUUGCAAACUGAAUGCAAGUGGGGCCUCUGUGUGCUGCCUUUUUCUUUUUGUAUAACUUUUAUUUGCUUUUAAAAAUGAGGAACAUAGGAAUAAUAAAUGAUACAAAUAUGUAGGCUGAGUGUUUUCAUGACAUUUGUAUAUCUCAAAAAUAACAGAAUAAAUUUGCUGGAAUAUAAUAGGAGCUCUUGCGGCCAUUUAAGUGCUCAGAUUAAGUGUGAGUAAUAGUCAUCUUUCCUCUUCUGUUACCAAGGAAACAGGGGGUUGGACUCGAUGGCCCUUGUGGUCUCUUCCAACUCUAUGAUUCUAUGAUUCUAAGACAGAAUUGGUCUCGUCAUAAACAUGGGAGGGCGGUUCAACAUGAAGAAAGAGAUUUAUGUAUAAAUUUGAAUUUAGACCAACCAGAUUGAGAUAACUUCUGAUUGGGGAGUGUUCAGGUGACGAUGUUGCUGUUUGUUUCACAGACAAGGCAUGGAUGUUGCUGGAUCCUGACCAGACAGCUCAGCAUAAAGAAGUCAAGGAGGAGAAUCGUGGGAUUGUGGACUCUCUUGGUAAGGCUCCCUGUUGGAUCAUAAUAUCAGUUUUGAUUGGAGAUGGAGUGGAUUCCAGAACUCAGCCGGAAAAAUAUCCAUCCCAGAUAAAAGCCAAGCAAUAUUUCAGUUAAUACCAGCAAACAAAAACAGUGAAAACAAUAGGAUGCGUCACAUCUAAUUUUCUUCAGUUCUUCCUCUAUCACAAGCAUUCAUUAACGUUGUUGAAUAAACUUUAGCUCCAUUUCUUCCUGAGGCUCUAAUUAGCUUCUCUCUUCAUUGCAGAUAGUGAUGAAUUAGAAGGGAAAAACAAGGGAGACCACAACAGAAUCCACAUAGCGAAGAAGUCAGAUAAAUAUUCAGAGUGUGGAGAGAACAUCCGUCAGAGCUCCCAGUCCACCUCCCAUCAAAGAAAGAGCUUCAUUCGAAGGAAUAGCCUCACUUCACAUGAAAGACCACAGAGUAGGGAGAAAUUGUAUCAGUGCAGAGAAUGUGGAAAGAGCUUCAGUCGGAAGGAUCACCUCACUUCCCAUCACAGAAUUCAUACAGGGGAGAAACCUUUUCAAUGCCAUGAAUGUGGAAAGAGCUUCAGUCAGGAGGGGAAUCUCACUUCUCAUCAAAGAAUUCAUACAGGGGAGAAACCCUAUCAGUGCUUGGAAUGUGGAAAGAGCUUCAGUCAGGGAACCCAUCUCACCUCCCAUCACAGAAUUCAUACAGGGGAGAAACCUUUUCAAUGCCAUGAGUGUGGAAAGAGCUUCAGUCACAGUAAGACUCUCACUUCUCAUCAAAGAAUUCAUACAGGGGAGAAACCCUAUCAGUGCUUGGAAUGUGGAAAGAGCUUCAGUCUCAGGCACGAUCUUACUUCCCAUCAAAGAAUUCAUACAGGGGAGAAACCCUAUCAGUGCUUGGAAUGUGGAAAGAGCUUCAGUCAGGGAACCCAUCUCACCUCCCAUCACAGAAUUCAUACAGGGGAGAAACUUUUUCAAUGCCAUGAGUGUGGAAAGAGCUUCAGUCACAGUAAGAAACUCACUUCUCAUCAAAGAAUUCAUACAGGGGAGAAACCCUAUCAGUGCUUGGAAUGUGGAAAAAGCUUCAGUCACAGUGCCACACUCUCUUCUCAUCAAAGAAUUCAUACAGGGGAGAAACCCUAUCGGUGCUUGGAGUGUGGGAAGAGCUUUAGUGUCAGAAACAGUCUCACUUCUCAUCAAAGAAUUCAUACCGGGAAGAAACCCUAUCAGUGCUUGGAAUGUGGGAACAGAUUCAGUAAAAGCUCGAAUCUCACUUCCCAUCAAAGAACACAUACAGGGGAGAAACCCUAUCAUUGCUUCGAAUGUGGAAACAGUUUCAGGCAGGGGCCUGAGCUCACUUCCCAUCACAGAAUUCAUACAGGGGAGAAACCCUAUCAGUGCUUGGAAUGUGGAAAGAGCUUCACUCGGAACGGUCGCCUCACAUCCCAUCAAAAAAUUCAUACAGAGAGAAAACCAAAAAAGAAAAAUAAUAAAGCUAAAAUUAUUAAACAACCCUUACAAAACACAAUUACAUAGAAAAGAGAAAGGAGGAAGAAUAACUAAAAAUACCCUUUAUCACAUUUGUAUCAUAUAUAUCAUGACAGCAGCCACGAAAUUAAAAGACGCCUCCUUCUUGGGAGAAAAGCAAUGACAAACCUAGACAGCAUCUUAAAAAGCAGAGACAUCACCUUGCCAACAAAGGUCCGUAUAGUUCAAGCUGUGGUUUUCCCAGUAGUGAUGUACGGAAGUGAGAGCUGGACCAUCAAGAAGGCUGAUCGCCGAAGAAUUGAUGCUUUUGAAUUCUGGUCUGGAGGAGACUCUUGAGAGUCCCAUGGACUGCAAGAAUAUCCAACCUCUCCAUUCUGAAGGAAAUCAGCCCUGAGCGCUCACUGGAAGGACAGAUCCUGAAGCUGAGGCUCCAAGACUUUGGCCACCUCAUGAGAAGAGAAGACUCCCUGGAAAAGACCCUGAUGUUGGGAAAGAUGGAGGGCACAAGGAGAAGGGCACAACAGAGGACCAGAUGGUGGGACAGUGUUCUCCGAGCUACCAGCAUGAGUUUGACCAAACUGCGGGAGGCAGUGGAAGACAGGAGUGCCUGGCGUGCUCUGGUCCAUGGGGUCACGGAGAGUCGGACACAACUAAACAACAACAAUACAAAAAAUAGAAAAAGAGAUGAAAAGAAAACUCCCAUAUCCGUCUGAUAUGAUAUAUAUAUCAUAUCAUUCAUCAACCCAUAGAAAGACAGGCUCCCCCACUUCUCCCCUGCGUGAUCCCCUCUUCUCCCCGUAUCCCACCCUGAGAGAUCCUUCCUUCCCUGCGUUCCUUGCAGGUCCCUCCCACCUCCAACUCUCCUUUUCCUGUGUGUGGCCUCCUAGAUUCAAAAUAAAGGAAUCUUAAUAUAAAAAAUACAAAAAGAGAUGAAAAGGAAACUCCCAUAUCUGUCUGAAAAUCAUCUGUAGCAACAAUUAUUCAGAAUAUGCACUCCAGAAUAAACCCAGCUGUAUUUAGUAUCCAGCCUUUCUCCUCCCCUUCAGCAAGAUGACACUUUUCCUACAUCUCCCUCCCUAGCCCAGCCUUCAAAUCUUAAUCACUCAGACAGUUCAAUAUGACUCUUAUAAUGAUUGUCUAAUAAUCCAAAUUAAUAUUUCU
This is a messenger RNA of Podarcis lilfordi (Lilford's wall lizard), 22404 nucleotides long. The record is from the annotation of a GenBank genome assembly. Lineage: Eukaryota; Metazoa; Chordata; Lepidosauria; Squamata; Lacertidae.